CGCGCUCUCCGACUUCGUAGGGCUCCGAAUUCUACCUUUUCUCCCUGAGGCUCGCCAUGGCGAGCCGAGGGGCUCGGCAGCGCGUGAAGGGUAGCGGGGGCAGCGGCGGCAGCAGCGGCCCAUCCGCCUUGGCCGUACAGCAGGAGCUGCCUUGCGGCCGAGAGGCGGGCGGCGCGGAGCACCGGACCGAGUUAUCUGGAAACAAAGCAGGACAAGUCUGGGCACCUGAAGGAUCUACUGCUUUCAAGUGUCUGCUUUCAGCAAGGUUAUGUGCCGCUCUUCUGAGCAACAUCUCUGACUGUGAUGAAACUUUCAACUACUGGGAACCAACACACUACCUCAUCUAUGGGAAGGGGUUUCAGACUUGGGAAUAUUCUCCAGUGUAUGCCAUUCGCUCCUAUGCUUAUCUGUUGCUUCAUGCCUGGCCUGCUGCAUUUCAUGCAAGAAUUCUACAAACUAAUAAGAUUCUUGUCUUUUACUUUCUGCGAUGUCUCCUGGCUUUUGUGAGCUGUAUUUGUGAACUUUACUUUUACAAGGCUGUGUGCAAGAAGUUUGGGCUGCAUGUGAGUCGAAUGAUGCUGGCCUUCUUGGUUCUCAGCACUGGCAUGUUUUGUUCAUCAUCAGCAUUCCUUCCUAGUAGCUUCUGUAUGUACACAACGUUGAUAGCCAUGACUGGGUGGUAUAUGGACAAGACUUCCAUUGCUGUGCUGGGAGUAGCUGCUGGGGCUAUCUUAGGCUGGCCAUUCAGUGCAGCUCUUGGUUUACCCAUUGCCUUUGAUUUGCUGGUCAUGAAACACAGGUGGAAGAGUUUCUGUCAGUGGUUCCUGGUGGCCCUAAUGCUCUUUCUGGUGCCUGUGGUGGUCAUUGACAGCUAUUAUUAUGGGAAGUUGGUGAUUGCACCACUCAACAUUGUUUUGUAUAAUGUCUUUACUCAUCAUGGACCUGAUCUUUAUGGUACAGAACCCUGGUAUUUCUAUUUAGUUAACGGGUUUCUGAAUUUCAAUGUAGCCUUUGCUUUGGCUCUCCUGGUCUUGCCACUAACUUCUCUUAUGGAAUGCCUGCUGCAGAGAUUUCAUGUUCAGAAUUUAGGCCAUCCAUAUUGGCUUACCUUGGCUCCCAUGUAUAUUUGGUUUAUAAUUUUCUUCAUCCAGCCUCACAAAGAGGAGAGAUUUCUUUUCCCUGUAUAUCCACUUAUAUGUCUCUGUGGUGCUGUGGCUCUUUCUGCACUUCAGAAAUGUUACCAUUUUGUGUUUCAACGAUACCGCUUGGAGCACUAUACUGUGACAUCGAACUGGCUGGCAUUAGGAACAGUCUUCCUGUUUGGGCUGUUAUCAUUUUCUCGUUCUGUGGCACUGUUCAGAGGAUAUCAUGGGACUCUUGAUUUGUAUCCAGAAUUUUACCGAAUUGCUACGGACCCAACCAUCCACACUGUCCCAGAAGGCAGACCUGUAAAUGUCUGUGUAGGAAAAGAGUGGUAUCGAUUUCCGAGCAGCUUCCUUCUGCCUGAUAAUUGGCAGCUUCAGUUCAUUCCGUCAGAGUUCAGAGGCCAGUUACCAAAACCUUUUGCGGAGGGACCUCUAGCCACACGGAUUGUUCCCACAAACAUGAAUGACCAGAACCUAGAAGAGCCAUCCAGAUAUAUCGACAUCAGUAAAUGCCAUUAUUUAGUGGAUUUGGACACCAUGAGAGAAACACCCCGGGAGCCGAAAUAUUCAUCUAAUAGAGAAGAAUGGAUCAGCUUGGCCUACAGACCAUUCCUUGAUGCUUCUAGAUCUUCAAAGUUGUUGCGGGCAUUUUAUGUCCCCUUCUUGUCAGAUCAGUAUACCGUGUAUGCAAACUACACUAUCCUCAAACCCCGGAAAGCAAAGCAAAUCAGAAAGAAAAGUGGAGGUUAGCAACACACCAGUGGCCCCAAAGGACAACCGUCUUGUUAACUAGUGAUUCCACUGACCUGACUCCAAGCCAUCACCUGUAACAUUUGUAAUAAAGGUCUUCUGACAUGAAUACUGGAA
Messenger RNA from Galeopterus variegatus (Sunda flying lemur), 2012 nucleotides. It is a transcript of the gene ALG9, whose product is annotated as ALG9, alpha-1,2-mannosyltransferase. Gene Ontology annotation, biological process: protein N-linked glycosylation. The record is from RefSeq and is a predicted model, not a curated record. Gene Ontology annotation, cellular component: endoplasmic reticulum membrane. NCBI's taxonomy places the organism in Eukaryota, Metazoa, Chordata, Mammalia, Dermoptera, Cynocephalidae. Gene Ontology annotation, molecular function: alpha-1,2-mannosyltransferase activity.